Sycon ciliatum is the source of this 2625-nucleotide messenger RNA. RefSeq lists its product as uncharacterized. The coding region runs from base 781 to 1638 and encodes 285 amino acids. NCBI's taxonomy places the organism in Eukaryota, Metazoa, Porifera, Calcarea, Leucosolenida, Sycettidae. The record is from RefSeq and is a predicted model, not a curated record. The transcript is spliced from 3 exons.
UUGGCGGACUACAAUGACUGUAGUCUACAGUCAUUGUACUCGAUCGUAGAUGUACGAGUACCUAGACAGCAAGAGGCAAGACUACUACAUGACUUUGUAGUACUACUACUAGUUCAUUCAGUAACACUCACUGGAGCAGUGCAUAGCCUGGUGUUGGCCAUUAGGUAUUUCUGGUAUUUGCAGAUUACUUGUAUGGAGUCGACCCUGGUAGUUACAUAGAGGAGAGUCGUGUUUUGCUAAUCGGUUGACGUUCGUUAGCUAGCGGUGUUUUGAUCUUACUCGUACAAACUACCCCAGCGUAGCGUGCACUGUGACGGUAAGAGCAUGAAAAAAACUGGUACAUGUAGACAUGUAGUGGAGGAGCAGACAAUUGCACAAAAUUUAAAAUAAUGCUGUGAUCUAAAAUAGAAAGUUCUAGGUACGUACAGAGAGGCAGCUCCCAUUUGUAUGAUGCUUGUCAGUGUUUGUGAAGGUAUUGAAACUUGACGUAUGAAAAGAAUUUAUGAGGAAAACGCUGAAAUUACUUUACUCGUAGAAAAAGAUUUUAACAAAACAAUCAAGCCGUGAAUAGUAUGUAGCAUGAUAUUUGAACUUGUAGCAUAUAGCACUCACUGCAGCAGUCAUGGAGACACCAGUAGUCUUCCUGUGGAAAUGACAUUGAUUUUGGAGUUUGCUGUUCAAACACGCCACCACGCAAGCAAGCAAGCUGUUCAGUGUACUGGAUAGUCAUAUGGAAGAACCAUACAAGGUCACUGAGAUAGCUCGCCACAGCUAGUCACUAUGGACGCUAAAGCCCUCGCUGACCAUCUAACCAACUUCUACUCUGGAAAGACAGCAGCACGUCGACUCGCCGAUGAUGAAGUUGCGGCAAACGUCAUGUGCAGGGUGUCCAUGGUACAAAGUGGUACUGUGCCGACAAGGCUGAGUGAGGCAUCAGGACGGCGCACGGCGUUCGUUGCCGGCCGAGACACUGCCUGCCGCGUUCUGCCAUGCAAGUCACCGUAUGAUGUCCUGCUCGCCCUCGGUCUAACACGCGAGUUCAUCACCCUCAAGUGCGAGGUGGACAAGAAUGAUGCAUGGCUGCUGUUCUUCCAGGCCAAGAUUGUCAAAUGUGAUAACAGUCAUCAUGCUGCUCUUGCCCAGGCUCAUCAACAAGACGUGCCCCAUGACAAACCCGCAGACGCUCACUUGCCCAAGUGCGUGCCAGCAACGUGGAGCGGUAUCGUGGAGCUCUGCCGCCAGUUCUACCCCGGUGCCGUGCCUGACGUGAUGCGGCAUCUGAGCGAGUUCCGUGCGCGCUCAGUUGCCGAUUACGAGAAGGCGCACGGCGUGAAUUUUCUCUCAAUAAAACGAUUGCCCAGCCAGUUAAUGGACUAUAGCAGAUUCAUGGCACUUGCAGCUCCUCGCUCGGCCUGGCAAACGCGUCUUUUUCUCUACUGUGAAUUACGCCUCUUGGAGCUCUUCACUGGUCAAGGGUUUACGAAGAAUGAGUCGGAUGCUGUCACAGUGGGAAAUGAAGACCAUUGGCCGUGUCUCCGAGAAUACGUGUGUGAAAAUGGCGAGCUGGCCACACAGCUGAGCUCCGGUACUGCAUCUCUGGUCAAACUGCAAGUAGUACUGCCGAAUGAACUGCAGUAGUAUUUAUUACAAUGGUGAUGUUUGUUUGAAAAGGGUUUGCUCCCCACACUGGAGCUCAUGCUACUAGUAUUUGUUUGUUUGGUUAGCUUCAUUUUCUUUCCCCAUAGGCACAGGAGAAAUGCCUUCUCACUGGGCGUAUUGCCACAGUUCUCGCAAAAUGAUGGAGAUGUUUUUUUUAUGUUCACCUUGAAGUUGAUUUUGAAGCAGUGAACUCAUGAUCGUCGUAUCAUUAUUGAAGGAGCCAGGUCAGUUGGUAUGAUGAGAUGGCAUCUUUGGGCUAAGUUAAUUUAUAGUAAAGAAAGGGACCAAGGAAGUACGUUGUAUUUCUCGCCGGCCGAGCGCAGCGAGAUAGGCGAGAACUGAUUUCUCGCGAAAUAUUUUUUGUUGCAAAUAUGGCAUCUGGUGUGUUCUUUAUUGUCGCUUCUUUUCCUGACUUCUUCUGUCAGUUUUGAGUCUUACCAGUGUCCCUGCCCUCCCACACUUCAUUUAUGUGCUUAUUAUCAUUGCUAUUUUAUCACUUUUUGCCGUGAUGUGCUUACCAUGCCUACAUGAUGCCUAAUCGCCAUUGGGGAUAUACACCCGGUUUUUAUCCCUCACAACUGUGUACGUCGGCGCGAGGGUUUUUUCCCUGCUGGCUCGGUUCAGAAAAAUUAAUCUGACGGUCCCAAGUGGUUCUGAAUCAUGGCCUAUUUUUGCUAUCCACUGGCACGGCUAUUCUAUCUGAGACACUCUGUUCUCAGUCCUUGCUUCCAUACCUCACUCAUUAUCCGGUUCAUAUCUGGCUUCGGCCAACUACCCUUCACUUUGUGUAGUGUCGUUAUUGCUGUCUAUGUCUCUGUGUGUGCCAGUAUAUGUGGAGCGAGAAAAGUUAUGCUAUAAUGUUCACUAACACCCCAGUUACUUGACAAUCAGCUCAUGCGAUAACAUUGCACAAAGCUGACCUUAGCUGUGCUUUUCUUUACUAUAAAUUAUUAAUCAUUGGCUCUC